Messenger RNA from Equus quagga, 2356 nucleotides. RefSeq names its product KN motif and ankyrin repeat domains 3 (gene KANK3). The record is from RefSeq and is a predicted model, not a curated record. The transcript is spliced from 9 exons. Gene Ontology annotation, molecular function: protein binding. Lineage: Eukaryota; Metazoa; Chordata; Mammalia; Perissodactyla; Equidae. Gene Ontology annotation, biological process: negative regulation of actin filament polymerization. Gene Ontology annotation, cellular component: cytoskeleton; cytoplasm. The annotation marks the transcript as partial.
AGUGACGACGGGGCAGCGUCGGGCGCGCUCUCCCCCGGCGCGGCCUCGGGGCUCCCGCGGCAGCCACUGUCGCCGCGCGCACCCGUGCGCAACCCGCGCGUCGAGCACACGCUCCUGGAGACCAGCCGGCGGCUGGAGCUGGCGCAGGCGCACGAGCGUGGGUCCGGCCGCAGCAGCCCCGCCCCCGGCCCCGCCCCCAACCCCGCCCCCGCCUCGCCGGGCCCCGCGCAGCUGCAGCUGGUGCGCGAGCAGAUGGCCGCGGCGCUGCGGCGCCUGCGCGAGCUCGAGGACCAGGCGCGCGCGCUGCCCGAGUUGCAGGAGCAGGUGCGCGCGCUGCGUGCGGAGAAGGCGCGGCUGCUGGCGGGGCGCGGGCCGGCCGAGCCCGACGGGGAGGCCGAGGCGCGCCCGGACAAGCUCGCUCAGCUGCGGCGGCUCACCGAGCGCCUGGCCACCUCCGAGCGCGGCGUCCGCGCCAGGCCCGGCGCCCGGGCUGACGGCCCCGACGGGUCGGCUUCGAGGCGCAGCGAGGGCGCGCCCCAGGUCCUCGACGGGGCGGACGGGAUCCCCGACGGAGCGCCGCAGACGCGGGAGGCGAGCGCCCAGGCCGUGCCGGAGAUUCAAGAGGCGGGCGCCCAGGCCGUGCCAGAGACCCGGGAGGCCGGCGUGGAGGCAGCUCCCGAGACUGUCGAGGCGGACGCGUGGGUGACCGAGGCGCUGCUGGGGCUGCCCGCGGCCGCCGAGCGCGAGCUGGAGCUCAUGCGCACCAGCCUGGAGCACCAGCGCGGGGUGAGCGAGCUCCUGCGGGGCCGGCUGCGCGAGCUGCAGGAGGCCCGCGAGGCUGCCGAGGAGGAGGCGGCGGCAGCGGCAGCGGCUCAGCCUCAGCCGCGCGAGGCUGCCACCCAGACCCCGUGGGCUUGUGUCGAGAAGGCCACGCAGACAGAGCCCCCCGAAGAGGCCCCUUCCCUGACGCAGGAGAGCCCGCCCAGCCCCACGGAUGGGGACAGAGCCGUGGCCCCCGCCGGCGUCCUCAAAUCCAUCAUGAAGAGGAGAGACGGUACACCUGGCGCCCAAUCCAGCCCAGGUCCCAAGAGCCUGCAGUUUGUUGGGGUCCUCAACGGAGAGUACGAGAGCUCCUCCAGCGAGGACGACACUGACAGCGACAGCGAGGACGGCGCUGCCGAGCCCCCAAGGAACCGCUCCUCGGGCUCCGGGGAAGACAGCAGCGGGGGAUCCGACUCGGGCACCCCCGGGCCUCCCAGCAGCGGGGAUGUCCAGGACCCCGAGGCGGAGGCGGAGGCGGCGGCGACGGAGCCUGAGCCUGAGCCUGAGCCUCAGCUGGGUGCACAGGGCAGGUGCGAGCUGAGCCCCCGAUUGCGGGAGGCGUGCGCAGCGCUGCUCCGGCAGCUGAGCCGGCCCCGCGGAGUGGCCCGCGACAGCGGCGCGGCGCGCCUGGUGGCCCAGGAGUGGUUUCGAGUGUCGAGCCAGCGGCGCUCUCAGGCGGAGCCCGUGGCCGGGGUGCUGGGCGCGGUGGCGCGCCUGGGACCUGAGCUGCUGGCGCACGUGGUGAACCUGGCGGAUGGCAACGGGAACACUGCCCUGCACUACAGCGUGUCCCAUGGGAACCUGGCCAUCUCCAGCUUGCUGCUGGAUACCGGGGUCUGUGACGUUGACCGCCAGAACCGAGCCGGCUACUCGGCUCUCAUGCUGGCUGCGCUCACCUCCGUGGGGAGGGAAGAGGAGGACAUGGCUGUGGUCCAGAGACUCUUCCACAUGGGCAACGUCAAUGCCAAGGCCAGCCAGACGGGGCAGACGGCCCUCAUGCUCGCCAUCAGCCAUGGCCGCCAGGACAUGGUGGCGGCCCUGCUGGCGUGUGGGGCAGAUGUGAACGCACAGGACGCAGAUGGGGCCACAGCACUGAUGUGCGCCAGUGAAUAUGGGCGCCUGGACAUGGUCCAGUUGCUGCUGGCCCAGCCAGGCUGCGACCCUGCCCUCCUGGACAAUGAGGGCACCAGUGCCCUGGCCAUGGCCCUGGAGGCCGAGCAGGAUGAGGUUGCCGCUCUGCUGCACACCCACCUGAGCUCGGGUCAGGCUGGUCCCCUGCCGGCCCCUGACUCCCCUGCGGCCGAGCCUAGUGGAGGAGGCGGCAGUGACAAUGGAGAGGACCCCCAGCCUCAGUGAGCUACCUGGCACACUGGACCAGAAAGCGGGGAGAGACCUUUCGCUCCCCCACCUGGGCUUCUGAGGCACAGCAGGGGCCAGCGUGGACCAGCAAGGUGGGGCAGGGGCUGAGGAAUGACAGAGCCCCUAGGCCACCCACUCCCCCAACCUCCUUUCCUAAUAAAGCAUUCCCCGCUCA